CUCAUUUAGUUUGCUAUUAGCUGCUGAUCGAAGAUGCUGAACCUACGGUAUAUUGUCGUGGCAGUUGUGCUCAUUGUCAGCCCUUUGGUUGUCCUCGGUGGCAGCGUGGUCUUUGGCCGGCAAAGGGCGGACGCACACUUGCUUUUUGCCACCCAUGUGACAGAGCCGGCCAAGUUGUUACGCAUUGUCGAGAGAACAGUUACAUUCACACAGGAGGAUAAUAAAAGGGCUAUUGGCGCCAUUGUAAUUGACGACAUAAACCACACAAUUGGUGGCGAGGCCUCGAUCUUGGACGGUGGCCCAACCUCCACAUAUGUGACCCUCAAGUUCAAAUCGAUGCGUGGCCAGGGCCUUGACUUUAAUGUGUAUAUUUACGAUUCUCCGUAGUGUCUAAUCAAAGUGUAUUUCGAUUUUUCGUGGAAUAUUUUAAUAAUCAUAAUGGUUUAUGGUGCCUCAA
This is a messenger RNA of Drosophila guanche, 457 nucleotides long. Its product is annotated as probable salivary secreted peptide. The transcript has 2 exons. NCBI's taxonomy places the organism in Eukaryota, Metazoa, Arthropoda, Insecta, Diptera, Drosophilidae. The record is from RefSeq and is a predicted model, not a curated record. Bases 34 to 387 code for a protein of 117 amino acids.